AUGGAGGUACCUACACCCACCCUACUCUCCGGCGCAAGCACCCGUGGACUACGGAGCCAUACUCACGCGCCCCCGCAGCACACACCGCAGCUCGUAUGUCCCGCCCCAGAGAUGGCGCAGCACCCACGCCGUCCGCACACGCCGCCCACGGCUUCCCCAGACGCAGCGGUCAAGCCGCCCGCGUACACGCCGUAUCUGGACUCCCCGCCGCCGUCGCACCACGGCUCGCCCAUGGAAUCGCCGCGGUCACAGCAGCAGCAGCGAGGCCUCGUGUUCCAGUUCUGCGAUCCGGACUGCCAGGUCCUUGGACCGCGCCGGCCGUCGUUCUCCUCCACGUGCUCCGAAGACGGCGACGACGACGACGACCAAGACUACGGCGAUAGAGAUGCAGACGCAGACGCCCCAGCGCAUCUCCCCCCCGGCACCCGCGAGCCGCCGCCCGCAUACUCCGCCCUCCCGCCCCCGCACGCGCGCUGUCCAGACGCACGGUACCCGGCGGCCUGGGAUAUCGAUGCCGAAGCAGCGCUGGAGCGCAUCUUGGCCGACGACGUGCAGUUCGUGGUUGAGCGGACGGUGGCGAUGGGGGUCGUGGUUGCGGUUUUGGUGCUCGGGGGGUUGGUUGUGGGGGUUGGUGUUUUUCGGAGUUGA
Boeremia exigua is the source of this 648-nucleotide messenger RNA. RefSeq lists its product as uncharacterized. The transcript has a single exon. The record is from RefSeq and is a predicted model, not a curated record. The coding region runs from base 1 to 648 and encodes 215 amino acids. Lineage: Eukaryota; Fungi; Ascomycota; Dothideomycetes; Pleosporales; Didymellaceae.